Messenger RNA from Prorocentrum cordatum, 375 nucleotides. Lineage: Eukaryota; Dinophyceae; Prorocentrales; Prorocentraceae. The record is from the annotation of a GenBank genome assembly.
AUGGGCAAUUGCGCUGAGUCGCCGUCCACAGAGACGAAGGAGGUCGCGACAUCUGGAGUCUUUGCCGCUGAUGGUGAAGGCUCUGCGGCCGAGCCAUCUCCGAGCAUCUUCACGGUCAAGUUCGAGAAGGAUCCGUCCGACAAGCUCGGCCUCGACAUCAGCCAUUCCGUAGACAGGACUCACCUGAUGGUCAGGAGAGUCAAGGAUGGUCACUUUGAGAGGUGGAACAAGGCGAACCCCGACAAGAUGGUCGAGAGCGGCGACAUGUUGAUCGCAAUCGACGAUGUCAAGGGCAACUCCGUUAGGAUGCUUCAGUUCUUGAUGAGAGCCGCGAGUUCCGUAGAGUUCGUUUUUCAGAAGCCAGUGCCACCCUAG